CAAGGAUCAUGGACAGCGACAGUAACGAAAACGACUCUGGACACCUAAACAUGGCGCAAGGAGAAUGCACAGUUCCCCCACAGCCAGAUUUGAAUAAAACUUUUCAGUUAGAUGGCUAUCUUCGUACUUAUGAAGGGGAAAUAAGGCGGAGGUAAGUCCUUACUCUAUUUAAAAACUAGAUACAAAAACGCGAAUACGCUGAUUUCGGUGACGUCUGUAAAAGUGAGUAAGAGUUCGGUGGUAGUACUAGUAAUACUAGUAUUCUGUACUGAAGUUUAAGUUGAGACUAUACUACUACACUAUUAAGUUCUUAACUUACUACUACUACUAGAAUAUAUCACCCGAUGCUUUCGAGAUAAAAAUGGCAGGCACUUUGCGAUAGUUUCUACCUGCUAAUGCCAAAACUUAUCACUAUUUCUUAUUUUAAAAUAAGUAUUAGUAUUAGUGUCUAAUGUAAUGAUGUUUUAGUUUAGUUUAGUUCCAACAACAAUAAAAUCAUUAAAAGUUUUUAGGGUGCCAUUUUAAUUUUAGGCAAUCCUCCGAAGUCCGGUCCCAAAUUAUUUCCAAUGAUUACUCCUUACUUAAAAGUCUUGGGCAUCAUUCUGUUUUGAAAUUCAUAUUUGCGUUAGUGGACGUUGUUAGAUGGAGGCUGUCGGCCGUUGAGAUGCACAAACACUCGAGCGCAUUAUCACUAAUCAUGUGUUGCCAGGGACAGCUAUCGUCACAGACGCUUGGAGAGGAUUUCAAAAUGUCGCUCAGCUCAACAACGGGAUUUAUGCUCACGCUGUCAGAGGUUUAGCAUCACUUAGCCCUGCAAAAUUUUCCAUGUUGUUUAUUUUAUUUUAAAAUUAUUAUUUUUAUCUCAUUUGCUGACAUAAAGUACUUUCAAUCAUAUUAUGCAGUGCUCUCCUGCCUGCUUGUGCUGGGAAACUAAUUUUUACGCUUAUUGAAAAAAUAGAAUGAUAUACCAGUAUCUAUUACAGAUGUUAGUAGUCUAAGAGUAAACCCCCCCGUUGCACUAGUCGGCAUGCCCAACCCAUAAAUAGCAUGUCAUUAAAUAGGCGUUUGUCACAAACCCCCUGAAACGUUACCCGGGGAACAGUAUCACAGUGUAGGGGGCCUGCGUUUAAAGGCAAAGGUAACACAUGGAAAAUGCGUUAGAAAGAGCAUUGCUGCAUGGUUCCUACCAAGUGCAGUUGAAAAUUACAUAGAGACAGGUCAGGACAUGAUUAUUGUUGCCUUAUGGAUAUGAGGCGAGGGAACGUGGCGACCCCCGUUGAUGAUUCUCAAUAUGCAGCCUUUGAGGGUACCGCUCCUAUGCAACCUCUUCUUUCCCAGCUGUGGUGUGAGUUAUUCACAUAGCAGAAAACCAUGUAAACCCUUUUAAGAGGGCAUCUUUGUAAUAACUGUCGUCUCCCUGGGGUGGGGAGGAGGGGGGGUGGCAUAGAGACGUAAAAUAUGUCCACCCCAUCCCUAGAAAUUCCGGCUUGGUUGCUGUGAGAACAGCACCCCGGCCAGCCAGGUGUUCCUUCUCUGAUGCCGCCUCACUUGCAUAGUCAAUGGAGUGAAAGGGUGGGUGUGGCUGUCUCAUGGGGGGAAUGCCUCCGUAGUGCCGCUUUGCGGCCUCACUGGAAUAAUGACCACGGGGGGAGUGGUUGAAGGUUGAUUGGAAGUAUUGGGUAGUGCGUUGGGGAAGACUUCAUGAGCUUCGGCUCGAUAGUUUGCUGAUUAGAUUAGUAGUCUAAGAGUCACUGUGAAUGAAUAAUGGUUAAAUUUUACUCAUUAAAAUGUUAUUUGUCAAGCUGACUUAAAAUGUCUUUGCACAUUGGAUAGUUAACCUAAACUUUUGUCUCUUAAAUUAAUUUUUAUUUUUUUUACUGUUAAAAUUAGUAUUAUGCUUCUUUUUAUUUUCUCAUUUGAUCAUUUGUAUUUGAUCAUAAUGUAAAUAGGUCUUGAUCUUUUAAUUUAAAAUAUAAAUUGGAAAAUAUUUUCUUUCUGCAACAAUCUAUUCUGCAAAUAACUACUCUAUUAUCUAUUGGGCUUUGAAUUCUUCAGAUAUAAUUGCUUCUAUGAUUUGCUUGCAAAAAUUGAAAGAAAUGAAGGGAGUCUUGAGAAGUUCACUCGUGGCUAUCAGUUUUUUGGGAUCCAUCAUCAGCCAGAUAACUCAAUCCAGGCUGUUGAAUGGGCUCCCGGAGCAGCUGGUAUCUACUUACGAGGAGAUUUCAGUAAGUUUCUUCCUAGUUGUCAAGUAUCAACAAAAUUUUAGCAAUGAUUCAUAAUAUAUUCUAUGGUUGAUAAUUGAUGGAUUGCAUUCAAGUUGUAUAAAUGAAAUAUAAGUACAAGGUAUGUUAAAUUUGAAUUAACAGACAAGACAUUAAGAUUUGGACGUUUCGGCUUAGAACCUUCCUGUAAGCCCAAACGUCCAAAUCUUAUUGUCUUGUCUAUUAAGUCAAGUUUAACAUACCUUGUUCAUAUAUUUCAUAUAUUCUAUGGAUUCCUUCAAUAAAUAAUUCAUUUUUUUCAUUCAUAUUUUGUUUUUUUGGUGAGUAAAUCAUUACCACUUAAUAUCCAUUGCAUAAAGAGUAAAUUAAAAAAAAAAUCUAUUUGCAUUGACGAAAACACCCCCCCCCCCCCCCCUUCUUUGUUGCUAUGUUAUAUGGAUGGCAUUUGGUGACAUGUGUAUAAAAAUGUUCAAAUUGGUCGCUGCUGCUUGCUGUGUGGAUAUAAAGUGUCACUUUCAAUACAAGAAUUAUUAUCAGUUAUGAUAUAAUUAAGAUAAGUUUAAAAUAAAUAUAACUUAUGGUCUGGCCGGCCUUGUUUCACUUAUUUCUUUCCACCUAACCUUACAUUCUUACUUUUUUUUAAGAUAACUGGCAGUUUGAGGAGAAAUAUGCAUUCAAGAAGGGUGAUUUUGGCAGAUGGCAUCUCACCAUCCCUGCCAAUGAUGAUGGAACUUGUCCCAUUAAACAUCAAUCUAAACUUAAGGUAUUUUUGUUGCUCCAUGGCCUUUCAAUCUUAAUUGAAGAAAUGUCAUUUAAGAAAUUUGACCAUCCAUAAAAAUUUAGAGCUUGGAUGAGAUAGGAGAAUGCUAUUAGUGUAUAAAAAAUAACAAUCGUGAGAUUUAUCCAUUUUAGAAUACUGCUUAAAACUUUUGGACAUUGAAAGAUUGUCCUUGCAGUUAAGUUAGUUUUUUUUAAAUAUAACUUAUGGACUGGCCAGCCUUCUUUCACUUAUUUCUUUCCACCUAAUCUGAUUGCAUUCUCUUCCCCCCACCCCAAAUAUUAUAAUAUAGUGAUUGAGUUGCUUGUAAUAUUUCAAGUGUUUUUGGUGUAUGAUAGAAUCUCUUGUAAUUUGUAAUGUGCUUAUUAUUAUUAUGAUCAGUAUUAAAAUCCUUUAAACGAAAGAAUCUGUAUUGCUAGUCUUUGUUGAAAGCUUUCUUUAUGCUCUAUAUCUUUUUUGUGUUACCUUUUUACUUACUGGACUUUGUCAACUAUUAUUCAAGAUAUAAACUCUUCUAGCUUGGCAUGAAGCUUCACAAUGGCAACAUUGUGGAUCGAAUUUGUCCAUGGGCCAAAAUGGUUGGUCGGCCAGCAACAGUGCCGAUCUUUGAGCAGAUAUUUUGGGACCCUCCACCAGAAGAGGUAUGGCAUUAAAAGGAAAAUUACAUUUUGCAAAUCUUAAGCGAUAAUUCAUAUGUCUUAUAAAGAUAUAUUUUUAAGUGUAUGUCACUAACAGGGAUGUGGACACCAAAACUGAAGAAUGACCUAUAUAAGAUCAAUAAUUCCUCUUUCUACACUGAUUCAAAUAACAUUAAACACCUCAAAAAGCAAAAUCAAGGUGCGUGGAGAAUAUUCAAGGGAAUUUCAGAUUAAACGAGGCCUAAUACAAGGAGACUCACUGUCUUGUAUGCAGGAAAAAUAACAGGAUACUUUCUCAGGGAAACCCAAGACCUACAACCAAUAGGCACCCUCUACAACCAACCCCUUGCAUAUGCUGAUGACAUAGCACUGUUAGUGAAAAUUAGUAAAGACAAAAAAUGACAUAUCAAAAGAUUUUAUUGAAUUAGAAGCAACAUCACUACAAAGCAGGGCUGGAAGUUAACAAGAAUUUUUAAAAAAAAACUACAUGACUAUGGUGAGAGAAGAACAGGCAGAUGAAAAAAUUAGAAACCACACUCUUGAAAAAGUUUUUAAAAUUCAAAUACCUAGGAUCCUUAAAAUUGAAAGAAAGGAACUACUAACAGAAAUAACAGAAAGAAUAUUGACCGGAAACAGGGCAUACUUCAGUAGUCACAAAAUAAAGAAUAUUGACCGGAAACAGGACAUACUUCAGUAGUUACAAAUUAAAAAGAAAAACAAAGAAAACUAUGUAACAACUGUAACCAGACCAGUUGUAACAUAAGCAAGUAAAAAAUGGACCCUAAAAAAAAUGGCAGAAAACCUAUUAAACACAUGGAAAAGUUUUCCGGAAAAUACACUGACAAACAAGGGAUGAAUACAGAUGGAUAACCAGGAAUUGUAUAGUAGCAGACAUAAAAAUGGACAGGCUACUCUGGGCGGGAAACUUAAAGAAUGACAAAGGAGUCAAGAGGGUGCACCACCAAAACCCCAGAGGAAAAUGGCUCAAAGGCAGACCUAGGCAUAGAUGGAUGGAUGAUGGGGUAACAGAUCUACAGCUGCUGGGAAUCCAAGCAUGGAAAAGAAAAGCAUCAAUUAGAUCUGAGUUGAAGAAAGUGGUGAGACAAGCCAAAGUCCUGCAUGGGCUGUCGCGCCACAGGGAUGGAUGGACACACAAAAAAGUCUAUUUAAAUAUAGGUAAAAUUAAAAAUGAAACGUUUUUUUAGGAAUCUUUUUCUUACUAUAUUAUUACAUAUUAGAAUAUAUGACCCAGUGUUAAUCAGGUAAUAAUGGAAGGCACAGUGCACUACUUUAAAUCUGCUACUGCAAAGUCUUAACAUCUAAAAAUUCAUUUUUUUACAAAUGUAACUGAAUCAGGUUUUGAUGCAUUGUUUUUAUCAAAAUUAUGUUAUUUACACCCACUUGAAAUGUACAUUUAGGAAAUUGUAAAUCUUCAUUUAUUUUUCAAGAAGUCCCUAUGUAUAGAUAUUACAUUUCUAAUAUCAUUGGGUUUUAAGAAAUGGUCAUCUUCUAUAUUAUAGAGCCCUUCCCUACCCCUUUUCACACUCAUGAACUACAAAGAAAACAUGUUAUUGAAAAAUUGUAACACCAUAUAUGUCCUUAAAAAUAAAAAAUGUAUAUACCAUUCACUUGCCCCUCCCUGGAUUGAUUGGAUAAAAAAAUUUUAGACAAAAAUAGACAAAAUAAUUAUUAAAGUAAAGAGAAAAUAAAGAGAAAGUAACUAAGCUGAUGUCCUGUCCGUUCGUUCACCAUACAAAUAAGCUACAGUAAAUUAAAACUAUAUUAAAACAUUACUAUAAAAAAAAUUUGCNGAUUUUUUUUGCCCCCCCCUCUAGAAAGUUUUCUGCAGGCGCCCAUGAUACCAUUAUAAAUAUCUGUUAGAUUAAUGUAUUUGAUAUAUUGGUAUCUUCAUUUAAAAUGUACCUAACCUUUUGCCUCACUCCUGAACUAUAUUACCCGAAAAUCAUAAAACACAGCAUAUUUAUAUCUAAUGAAGAAUCUCAGAACCAAUGUUCAAGUUAUUUAAAGAACAUGGUAAUUUAUAUUUUUAUUUUUAAUCUAUACCAAAGAUCAAAUCUGUAACAUUAUCUGAAUUGGAGUUAUUGAUAUUUUAACUCUUUUAUCAUCGGCCUAAAGAUAUGGUCAUCCACAUAAAAAAUAUAACCACCUUAUUCCUCCCCUUGAAUAGUGUUAACCAAAGAGGGUUGAAUAAUGUAUAAAAUGCACCCACUCCCUCUGCGAAUCUUGAGCUGCUUGGAGCAAAAUAUAAAAAAAUAGCUAAUUGUACAGCCUAGGUAAAAGUAACAAUUAACAACAACCCAAACCAAACCCCCCCUCCCCACGCCAACUCCUCUCACUUGAAAUGUAAAAACAGAAAAUGUUAAAAUACAUAAUUCAUUACCAAUAGUUAAGUCUGUAAUCAUUUUGGCUUUUGAGAUAGUAGUGCUUUUGAUGGAAACAAAUUCACUCAAGUACAGCGCCCCCCCCCCCUUCCCUUUUUGCAAAAUACCCCUUAACAUUGAAAUGCAAAAACAGUAUGAUAAAAUACAUACUACAAGAUUUUGCUUUUAAAAAUUAAAUUUACAUUCAUAUUAAUAUAACACAGAUGAUAGUAAUCAAUCUCCUUUUAUGCAAUAUUGUAACUCUUACAUUCAGAUAACAACUUAAAAUAAUUAUUAUAUUAAAUUUAUUUCUGAUUUAUAAUAAUAAUAAUUAAAUUUUAAAGAUUGCUUACAUUUGCAUAAAAGUUCAUUUAUUUUAUUAGAUUCAAACUUAAUAAAUAAAAGUCACUAUUUUAAAAAUCCCAUUUAGCAAUUGAACACAAAUGUGCACUCUGUUACACUUUAGAGGAAUUUUAUUUUUUUUGUCAUAGAAUAGAACCUGACACAAAAACAUUGAUGCAUCCUUUAUAUAUUUAAUAUCUUUGUUUCUCACUGAUACCAGCAAUACAGCUUCAAGCAUGUUCACCCACGCACCAAAGGUGCAUUGAAGAUUUAUGAGAGUCAUGUAGGCAUUGCAUCAUGGGAAGGAAAAGUUGCGUCCUAUAAACAGUUCACACAAAAUGUUAUUCCACGAAUCUCAGAUUUAGGUAAUAAAAUAAUGUAACAUUUUAGAAAUCUUUUCACUUGAUAUUUCCAUUGCAUUGUAAUCACUAUGACAGCUGUCAAGUGGAAGAUGGGACAGGUUAUGAGUAUCAAGGGAGCAGGGUCAAAACAGAUGGAAACUGUGACAAAGCAAUUAACAUGAAGGUCAUUAAGGCAAGGCUCAAAGGACCUGUUGCAGGACAGUAUAGAAGCCUGACCUUGCAGAGAUCCAAAGAACCUGCAGAUAGAAGUAGUGUUCCUUUGCCUUGAGCAGUAGUUUUCUCCAAGGGCUGAAUUUAUUAUAAACAUAGCAGGUUAUUAUUUGGCAAACCAAUUAUCUGUUUUAUUAGCCUUUAUAGCAAGUACUCCAGUUUUAGCAUAGUGGGCAGUAUAAAACUACUUGCUAUGCAGGAUGAGUUUAUGUGAUGAACAGCAAUGACUCAUUUCAGUAUAUACAUCAAUGAUUUUCAUUGCUUUGUGACAACACUGUAAAUAUAAGAACUUUUAUUUCUUUGAUUGGAUACCCAUUAACAGAAUAUUAGAAAUAUUUAUGAUUCCUUUAUUACAUAUUAAGUUAUUUUAUGAUAUCCAUCUCAAGGUAAACACUUAAAAAAGACAAAAUUAUACUUUAAGCUUAAAUGUAUCUUUUCAGAUAUUGACCUUUUUCUCAAGCCUCUUACUUUGACCUUUUUUUUUUUGGUCUGCUUGUACCACACUUUUAGGACCAUUAAACCUAUAGUUCUCAGGAUUUUCUUAAGUUUAUAAAAUAAACAUUUAAAACUGUCAGCCACUCACCUCUCAGCCACAUAUAUAUAAAUGUUUGUACUUGUAUAUAUAUUAUACUUGUUAUACAAGUUCAUGCAGGAUAUGUUGUUCAAGUUCACAUAGGAUCUCCUGUACAAGUUAAUGAAAGAUUUGUUGUAAAAUUUAAUGCUGAUGGCACACUGCUACAAUAAUUUAAGGUUACAAAAAAUGUCCCCUCAUAUAGACUUUGUAUGUGGUAUUUAAAAUCUUGUGAAAUAUGAUGCUCUAAAAGACAUCAUCUUAAGAUUUACAUAAUAUUGGACCUACAUUGAUUACCUCCAGGUUACAAUGCUAUCCAACUGAUGGCUAUUAUGGAACAUGCCUACUAUGCCAGCUUCGGAUAUCAAGUGACCAGCUUCUUUGCUGCCUCAAGUCGCUAUGGAACUCCUGAUGAGCUUAAAGAAAUGAUAGACACGGCUCAUGAGUAUGGCAUUGUUGUUCUGUUGGAUGUUGUGCACAGCCAUGCCUCCAAGAAUACUGUUGAUGGUCUCAAUCAGUUUGAUGGUACCAAUUCAUGCUACUUUCAUGAUGGUGGAAGGGGCACCCAUGACUUGUGGGACUCAAGACUUUUUAAUUACACAGAGUGAGAAUGCUUAAUACAGAAGCUCUAAUUGUGUAUGUUGAAUAUUGGUUGAAUAUUGGUGUAAUGCAAAAAUAAUAAACCCAUUGAGAUAAUAAUGUAGAGCAGGGGUACUUUGUAAUCAGUGGGGUCAGUACACUUCCUCUCAGAGUUUUGUGGUGGACAAAAUACAAUAUUUAAUAUGAAGAAAAAAUAUAUUCAAAUUAAAUUUAUAAGAUUUCAAAGGGAAAUAUGGGCCUGCAUUUAGCUAAAUAGAUGUCCGGUUCCAUAUUUCUUACAUAUUUGUCACUGCUGCUCAUAUACCCGGGCGGCGUCCUGGUGGGUCACAUUUAAGACCACUGGCAGGCUGGAUCAGGCUAACAGGUUGAGGACCCCUGAUGUAGAGUAUUAGAUCUAAAUAAUUUGUAUAAUAAAUUAGCUAAUUUAGGUCAUCACAAGUUGUUAGAAAAUCACUUUUCAUUCUAGGCUCCAGCUCCAAUUAAUCUCAUUGAUUAAUGUGAUCUGUAUCUGUCUGAUUAAGGUGGGAGGUGUUACGGUUCCUUCUCUCCAAUCUGAGAUGGUGGAUUGAAGAGUAUCGUUUUGAUGGUUUCCGAUUUGAUGGUGUCACAUCUAUGCUAUAUCACUCCCAUGGAAUGGGUAAGCUAUAUGACUUUGCUGAUAAUUGUAAAAAAGAAUAAUUGUUUUUUUAAAGUAACAAAUUUGGGGUGUGUGUGUUGUGUUUUUUUUUUUGUUGGGGGGGGGGGGGGGGAUUAACUGAUUUUAAAUCUCAUAUAUAUAUAUAUAUAUCAAUGAGCUUUAUAAAGAUAAUUAAAGUUUAACGUUGGGGCAAUGAACAGCAGUACAGACUAAGUUCAUGGCAUGUCAACUAUUUCUUAACUUAAUGAGCUAUUAAUAUUGACACAGCCCAGGUAUAAUGAUAUUUUAAAGUAUGAUUAUUGAUCUCUUCAAUAGAGUUGAGAGAAAGCAACUCAGAGCCAUCUCAUAAUUUGUUGCUAAGGGUCUCAUUAUUUUAUCUUAAUAUUUAUUAAUUAUGACAAUAUCCCAUGAAAUUUUCUUGUGUAGGCCACGGAUUCAGCGGACAUUAUGAUGAAUAUUUUGGCCUAAACACAGACACAGAUUCUCUGGUUUACUUAAUGCUGUCCAACUACAUGUUACACACUUUAUAUCCUGAGUUUAUGAUCACUGUUGCUGAGGUAAGAAUUCAAUUUCACCAUUUUUUCUUAUUUUAACAUGGUAAUAGUUUCUUUACAGUUAGGUUCUAAUCUUUGAACCCUUCAUUAAUGUGUAUUCUGAUGAUCUCAAAUGCUUAAAUUUGGGCUACAGAUUCAAUGGGCUGGGCAUUUUAUGCAAUACAUUUUCAUGAGUAUUUCUUCAUUUAUUUUCAUCAUUUGAAACCACGAACUCAAUUACUACAGCAACAGAAAAUUAAUUUUAAUCAUUUUCAAUAAGAUGUAUUUAGUAACUAGCUGAUAUGUUUAAUAACUAGCUGAUAAAACAGUCUUUGCCUGGGAUUAAGUUGACCCACGUGUAACAUCACAGCCUGGUCCAUAAAGUGUCAUAAUGUAUUACUGGAGGGGAGUCCUAUUAAAAAAACUUUUGAUACAUUUUCAAGGUAACUUUUAAUAAAUAUAAAUCCUUGAAUGAACUGGUCCAUAAAGUGUAACUGUUAUUACUAAAAUUAGAAGUUAACCUUUACAAGUUGUAUCAUUAAAAUAGUUUACCAAAUUCGGUAGGUAUUGCCUUUUUGAAUAGUAAUAAUAAUAGUUUUGCCCCAGCCUCAAAAGAAAGUGAUAAAGCCUAUUCCUAAGCUAUCUUGUUCUACCAUUUUCCUUCAGAUGGCUUGAACGCUGUCCAACACACAUUAUUCUUUAGCUUUUAAAAGAGCGCCAUAUUUUAAUCCUGUAGAUAUUUAUUCAAGGUAAUAUUGAAAAUGUUUACAUUGUUUGAGGAGCUCCAGUGUUUAACGUUGUAAUUCCAUUUUAAGACAUAAUUUGAUUUAUCACUUAUUAUGGGACCUAUCAAAAUCCUUUAAAUAAAUAUUCAAGCUUUAAAAGUUGAAAAUUGUUUGAGCGGCCCAGUUGGAGAGUCGACUUCACAAGUUGCCAUUUAUUUUUCACCUUUCAAAAUCAUUUAUUCAUGAUAAGCUUUAAAGUUUGUAAAUUAAGUAGUCCUUGUUUUGGCCAAGUCCAAAAGAUGGAGUGUAAUUUAUCCAGUAAAUGUUGGUCCUUUUCAUUUUCUUCUUAUAAUAUGUAACGUAUCUUUACCAUUUGGUGCCGAAGCUUUAAGUAAAUAAAUGGGCUCUAUGAAAAAGCAAUUAAAUAAAUAGUCACGGAAACUUUUAAAAUUGUAAAUCUCUACUGUCAGGUUCACCAAAACACUGUAUAGAAAAACUGCAAAAAGUCCAAAACUCAGCUGCUAGGCUAGUUCUAAAGGCAAAAAAACGUGAUCACGUCACUCCACUACUCCACUCCUUUCAUUGGCUCCCUAUACAGGCACACAUUGACUAUAAGUUGUCUGUUCUCUGUUACAACUUUUUUUCGGAUUCCUGCCCUUUUUAUCUAACCGAACUUCUUUCUGUCUAUUAACCCCUUCGACAGCUUCGCGCCUCCGCAGACACAUGUAUUCUGUCCAUUCCCAAGACACACACUAAAACAUAUGGUGAACGAUCUUUCUUUCUGUGCCCCCAAACAAUGGAAUUCUUCAAUUUUUAUUUUUAAAAAAAAAGCCCAUAUUUAUCUUUAUUUAUACCAAAAUCAAUGUAUCGAUUCAAACAAACAACCCACAUUAAGCUUUAUAUAUAUAUAUAUAUAUAUAUAUAUAUAUAUAUAUAUAUAUUAUAUUGUUUCCCUUUGGUCAAAAGCUAUCAAUGCUAAUUUUUUAGCCCUGGAAGAACUUUCCUUGAGGAACACAGCUGUGUAAAACUAACAGCAAGAAAUAUUUGCUAUAAAAUCUAGACUGUCAACAAAAAAACAAAAACAAAAAAAAAAAGUUUGCCCAAAAGAUUUGAUUUUUAAUCAUGAUUUUUAAAUUUUUAUAUUUAAAUAUCUUUUAAGCUUACAUUUUAUAAUUACAUUUAUAAAAAGAGUGGAUAAAUGUUUUUAUUUCUGCAGGAAGUAUCGGGCAUGCCAUUGUUAUGUCGACCUCUGAUUGAAGGUGGUGGUGGGUUUGACUACAGAUUAGCAAUGGCUAUACCUGAUGUUUGGAUAAAGGUAAAGAUAAUUUUUUUACCUUUUACUCAUAAUAGCUUCUAUGUUAUUAAUAGAAAGUAAUUUAGUUGCACUGGUAAACAAAUUUGAACCAUUUGAGAGAGUAAUUUUAGCAUUGUUUUAGUAAAAUACUUUCAAAUUUUUUAACUUAACUGUCUAAUUACAUAUAUAUAUUCCAAAUGUUACAUUCAUAAUUGGUUUUCGGCAACUUAUUUCUUAUGUUAUAGCUCAUAUUAACAUUAAACUUUUAUCAUACAGACUCUAAAGCAUUCUAGAGAUGAAGAUUGGGAUCUAACCACUUUAGUGCACACUCUGGUCAAUCGGCGGUACGGCGAGAAGUGCAUUGCAUAUGCUGAAAGCCAUGACCAAGCCCUUGUGGGAGACAAGACUAUUGCCUUUUGGUUGAUGGACAAAGAUAUGUACACCCAUAUGUCUAUACUGAGUGGGGGAAAUAUGGUGAUAGAGCGGGGCAUUGCCCUGCAUAAGAUGAUCCGUCUUAUAACAAUGGGUCUUGGUGGUGAGGCGUACCUAAAUUUUAUAGGUAAGAUAUUUUAUUCUCAAAGUAAUUUUUAAUGCUUUCUCAGAUAUGUUUUAAAAUAAAUAAUGUACAGUAGGUUCUUGGAAUACAAAAGUUCUAGAGAGAGAACAAUUAAGAAGUUGAAAAAAAAUUUAUAACAAGUUUUCGAUUUAUAACAAGUUUUCGCUGCUUUUGAAUCCAAAUCCCCAAAACAUUCUUCAUGUGUUUUUUGUGAAUACAUUUCUCUAAAGCUCAGGCCGCCCAUAUUCUUUGUUUUUCAUUUUGUUGUUGGAAGCUGCAGUAAACGCAUCUUAUGUGAUUUUCGCUGAGAAUUUUAUCCUUUUGUGACUGUUUUUUUUUUUUUUAACAUAAUAACUAAUUACAUCAUAGGUCCUUAUAAGUGUAGUGAAGAAAAUAAGGGUAAGAGGACAGCUGUUAGAGCUACAAUUGAAGUGAAGAAAGAUCUUAUCGAUUAGCAUGAAAUCAGUAUACGUCUUACUGAUAUUGCUACUAUGUUUGGGAUUCCUAAAUCAACCGUACGAUUUUGAAAUAUAAAGAAGCUUUCAACGCAGCUAAUGUGGCUAAAGGGGUUAUACCAAUUUAAACAAUUUGUAUGGAAGACAUGGAAAAACUCCUCUUAGUUAGGAUUAGGGAAAAGCAGUGACUAGUGGUGUGAUUUCUGGGAGGAUGUGGUGCUAGAAGGCCAAGGUCCUCUACAAUGAUUUAGUGAAAGGCUUGACAGAUAAAAGUGUUCAAAAGGAGGAGUUUAAAGCUAGUAGAGGGUGGUUUGAGAGUUUAAAGAAAAGAAAUAGAAUCCAUAGAAUUUGUGGGACCCAGGAAUAGAUUAAUCCAGUUUCAAUUUUUUUAAACAGAAAAAAAUUGUCCCCCAGCAGGGGAGUUAACAAUGUGCAUAUGUGGGGUGGUAAUGCUCUUUAAUGACAAAAUGUGUUAUGGGACAAGAUCAAAUUUCACAAGUGAAAAAUGCGAUCUUGAAAGACUUGCAAUGUUCAGGUUGCACAUGUAAAAAAACUAGUUUAAUAUUUUGACAGGCAAUGAGUUUGGUCAUCCUGAGUGGCUAGAUUUUCCCCGGCUGGGCAACAAUGAGAGCUUUCACUAUGCCCGUCGUCAGUUCAACCUGGCUGAUGAUAAACUUCUGAAAUAUCAGUUCCUCAACAACUUUGACAGAGCUAUGAUCCAUUUAGAGAGCAAAUACAAUUGGCUUCUGCAUGACCAGGUAAGAUUUUUUGCUUUUUAACAUUUGUAGGAUCAGUUAAUUUAUUUUUCUGGAUACUUUUCUAUCUCUAUAGAACUGACAUUACUAUUAGGAAUUAAAUAAGAGAACUGACAAAUGUUGUAUCAUUUUAAAUGAGUUAUAAUCUAGUCAACUUUUUGUCAUAAGUUUAAAGCUCUAGUUGUCAUUAAUUUUCUCUUCACAGAAUUAUGUAAGUCUCAAGCACCAACAUGACAUGGUGAUCGUUUUUGAGCGUGCAGACACUCUGGUGUUUAUAUUUAACUUCCACCCCAACAAAAGUUACACUGACUACAAGAUUGGAGUCCAGGUGCCAGGAAUGUAUCCAAACUUAAUAGCUGUUUAUUUUUACUCAAAUUCAGUAAUUUAUUUAUUUUUGCAUCAGACAGCAUUGACAUAGCAUUUUGCCCAAUAUAACUUUCAAAGGAAUAUGAAAACCUGAUAUAAAACCUGUCAAUAAUAUUUAGAGAUAAGAAAAUACUUCCAGUAACACAGCUCUAUAGUAUAGAGUGCACUUGCAGUAGCAUGACCCUGUAGCAUAGGAAAAACAGCCAAUAGCAUCACUCUGUAGCAUAGGAUAUACUGGCAGUAACAUCACACUGUAGUAUAGGAUAUACUGGCAGUAACAUCACUCUGUGGUAUAGGAUAUACUGGCAGUAACAUCACUCUGUGGUAUAGGAUAUACUAGCAGUAACAUCACACUGAAGUAUAAGAUAUAUUGGCAGUAACAUCACUCGGUAGUUUUGAUAUCCUGACAGUAGCAUCACUCUCUAGUAUAGUUUCAUCCUAGCCUUGUCCAUUUAUUUGAAUAUUGGAAUAUGCCAGCAUGGAUUAAGUUCUCUAAUUCAAUGUUAUAAUAUCACCUCAUAUUUUGCACUAUUUCUCCUUAACCUGGUCAAGUUAUGAAAUAGUUCUUGAUUCUGAUGCAGCUGAAUUUGAUGGCCACAAAAGAAUUGAUCAUAGUGUGAAGUACCAUACUUUCCCAGAACCCUGGUGUGACCGUGCUAACCACACAUUUGUAAGUACAGACACUGACAUAGACACACAUUGUUAAAUCAGUUGGUCUCAAACUUUUUCUGGCCACACACCUUUGGCUUCAUAAUUUCACCCUGUCUCAAUCGAUUAUAUAUAUCCUAUGAAAUUAAGUUUCUGUGAUUUUCUAAGAAAGAUAACAAAGUAAAAUAUAUUUUGUUUAUAUACAUAUUUUUAAAUAUUUGAUCAUAUUACAAAUGAAUUAUUUUUUUUUCCCCCUUUAAUUCCAUGAUUAUUUUGAUCCAGUGUUAAUUUUAAAGUAAAAUUAUUACUGAGCCAAAGUUUUCCUGCUUCAGUGUUUCUUAUUGUGAUGGAUGGGGCUUGGGAGAGUGAUUGACACUUGUUGUUCAAUGUCUCAUUAUAAAGUCACUUAACCAAACUCUGAAAUCAUUUUAUUCCGAAAUCUAUAAUCCACGUUUUUUUUGUUUGCGUGCAGCGAAGUCGGAAGACACCACUUUUACCAAUAUCCUUUCCAUCAAUAGCUCUAUCUCCACUUCAACAACUGUUUCAAUAUCUGAGAAAGUAAUUUGCAUCAAAAGGUGCUCAGACAUAUUUUUUGUGUGUGUCCCAGUAUAGUAGCAUAGCCAAAUGUUUGCAAAAUAUACUUUUGACAAUCAUCUUGUGUCACACCUUUUCAUGUAUUACAUGUAUUAAAACAAUUGUUCCUAAGCCAUUCCAUUUUUAACUUGGCCAACAUUAAACGAAAUAGGAAUAUUUGUCCUGAAUCAUUUAUUUUUGGGUAUGCUUGAAGCUGAAUGGCAUUAAAUUGUCAGUGUGUUGAUUAAGAUUCAUGCCUGUCUAUAUUUCUAGUUGAACUGAAAAUCAAAAGCAUUGCACUUUCUGUACAAAAAAAUGUAUUUAAAUGACUUUACUCUUGUUCCCCCAGGUCUAUAUUCCUUGCAGGACAGCUAUAGUUCUGGCUAAAGUAGCAUGAUCUGGCGAGGGAGUAGCUUUACUGGGUUAACCUACAUACUCACUGAAAUUAAAGAAUUUUAGGUUUUGAAAUGGCUGUACUGAGGAAUUGCUGUGGUUAAAAAAAAAAGGAUUUUGUGAAGUUAGUUGAAAUUUCCUCAUUUUAUCUGAUGUACUCCAGGCAGUUUUUCCUGAUUUCUGGCUUUAACAGAAUAAAUAAGCCACAAAAAUUAAUCAUACAGAUAUUUUUUUGAAGGGACAAAGUGGCUAAGUGACAUCUUAUUAAAAAUAAUAUUUCUGGUAACCUGCUUUGUUUUAACUGCAUGCUGCCCGAAAGCUAUUUGACAAGAAAUACUAUAUAUUCAGAAAAGUAUUCAAAUACUGUGUGGUAAAUCGUUUACCCUAUGUUUUUUCAUAUAGUUGAAUAUUAAAAAAAAAUUACUUGUCUAAAAUUUGUGAAAAAAAAUUAAUGAAUAUUAUUAUUAAUUUCUGCCUUAUAUUUAGCAUCUGUGAUGACAGUUUUAGGGAAGAUGAUUUUAUAACUACUGAGUAAAAUACUUUAGACUUUAAUAAUAGUGAUCAGUCUAUCAAAUUAUUCUUUCCCUUUAUUUGUUAAAUUAUUAGUUACGGGUAUUAUAAACAAAUUUAAAAAAUUAAAUAAAUCUUUUCCUUAUUUUAAACUAAGUUGAGUCAGUUAUCUUUUUUCUAUUUUUCCCUUUUGAGUUAGUUUCAAUAUUUAUUAGGAAUUCCUUUCUCAUACAUUUGAUCAUUAUUGCUUUUGACUUUAUAGUUCAGUUCUCAAUGGUAUGAACAUUUUAACAAACAUAAGCUAUGAUCAAAUCUAAUGCAAAGCUUGCCUUUUAGUUGUGGCUCAUCAAGUAUUUUACUUGCAUUGAGACUGUUCAAGGUUUUAUAAGUUGAAAUUGAUCUGUUACAUUUUUUUUUUGCUGAGUAAAGUUUUACCAGUUUAGACCACUUAUUGCCCACACUGCCAAAUAUUUUUCUUUUAAAAUGUUACAUUCUUUGUAAUUCUCGCUGAUGCAUUUUUAAAAGUUAUCUCUUUAUAUAAUACAAAUGUUACAAGAAGAAAUAAUACAAUUCAAAACUUACAUAUCUCACACGACAACACCAUUUCCCAAUUUUUAAAUUUUAACUUUUCAAGAUGGUCUUGUAUCUCAAAAUAAAAUUUUUAAUGAAGGGAAAUUAUUCAAUUUCUUUUACUUUUGAAAUUAUAAUCUUUUUUUUUAAAUUUUCCGAUAAUCCUUUGGUGCAGAACAAUUACUGUGUUAGUUGACUUGUGAUUUAACCCUAGAAAGUGUAUUUGUUACAUUCAUUUAUCAGGCUAUUAUAUUUCAUUGAUCUGGCGGAUGUUACCAACAACAGGAAAACAAAUAACUAAUUUGUUGUGUAAUUCCCAUUGAUUCUGCUAAUUUAGUUGACUUUUAGUCACAGUUGCCUAGAUGUGAGGACUGGUGGGAGUUACUAGUUUUUAACAUGUGAAUCUUGAUGGUUUGUUGCGAUAAAAAUGUUAGGUUUAAAUGUUUAGGUUUGUUGAGAAUAAAUCAAUGUUAUCUUUGAACGUUGUUACGUCUACCCUAUGUUUGACAGUAUUAAUAACACUUUGACCACUGAGGCUUGACACUUUGGAGACCACUGAGACUUGACACUGGAGACCACUGAGACUUGACACUUUGGAGACCACUGAGGGUUGACACUUUGGAGACCACUGAGGCUUGACACCCUGUUGAUAAAACAUUUUGUUUCUCAGCCUUUCAGUUUGAUUCUGGUUAUUUUUCAUUUCUUUAAAAAAAAAAUUUUUUAGAAGAAAAAAAACACAUUUGCAUUGAAAAAUAAUUUCAGCUUCAAAGAUAACUUUGCACAAUUAAAUUUCAUUUGUGGUUAAAUAUUUGUUCAUGACAAAAAUUUAAAACUGUUUUGAAGUCUUGCAUAUUAUGAAUACAUUAUAGAUGUUACAUGAAAGAUUGCAAUAUAGAUGUUACAUGAGCACAUUAUAAUAUAUAGAUUUUAUAAUGGCCCUAUGAAAUGAUUUUCAAACACACAGAUUAUACAAAUGUGUGAUGGAGGGAUGUGUUGAUCAAGAAUAUAAAAUAAAAUUAUAAAGAACUAUUUCAUCAGCUAUUCAUUUUUUUAAUCUCUGUAUUGUCUCACAGUGGGUAAAUAAUGAAAACUAUGAAGGGAAAGAGUGCCAUAUUUUAUUGUUGUGUGAAAAAAGAUUUAUAAGAUAAGAAGAUAAGAUUUUUUUAUUGAUCAAUGUUUUUUGAUUGCAUAGUACAUUUUCAGCAGAUGAAUAAAACAAUUUGAACACGAAACAUCUACAUUAAAUUAUUUCGCUAGUGAAAAAAAACAGCCAUUCAGUGAAUUCUCUCAGUCAUACCAGGGACUUG
This is a messenger RNA of Lymnaea stagnalis (great pond snail), 17426 nucleotides long. Lineage: Eukaryota; Metazoa; Mollusca; Gastropoda; Lymnaeidae. The record is from the annotation of a GenBank genome assembly.